Molecule: messenger RNA, 519 nt
Organism: Teleopsis dalmanni
Lineage: Eukaryota; Metazoa; Arthropoda; Insecta; Diptera; Diopsidae
Product: type III pantothenate kinase-like
Exons: 1
Coding region: 1-519 (172 amino acids)
Molecular function (GO): pantothenate kinase activity
Source: RefSeq, a predicted model, not a curated record
AUGUUACUAGCAGUAAAUAUAGGAAAUACAAAUAUUCGUUUCGCUGUUUUUAAAAGCGAAACGGAUAUUAUAACUUGGACUAUUAAUACUAAACCUUACCGUACAGAAUAUGAAUUAUACGCUAAGUUUUCAAAUAUGUACAAACCAUUUGGUAUUGAUAAAAAAGAAAUUACUGGAAUUGUAAUAGGUUCGGUUGUUCCUCCAUUAACAAUUAGUGUAAAAAUAGCUUUACAAAAAAUACAUAAGCUAAAAGCAAUGAUUGUUGAUCGUAAUACGCCUUCAGAGGUUAUACGAUCAUCUAACCAAAUGGGAACAGAUCUUUACGCAAAUGCAGUAGCAGCACAUUAUAAAGGAAUUCCUGGUAAAAAAAUUGUCAUUGAUUUUGGUACAGCUCUUACUUUUUUAGGUCUAGAUGAAACAGGAAAAGUAACAGGAGUUGUUAUUGCUCCUGGUAUUAUUACAGCUCUUAAUUCCUUAGUAGGAAAUACAGCUCAAUACAACUAUCGAAGAGCUUUAUAG